CUGGUUUCUGAUUCUCUGUGUAAUUCAAAACUCUGGUUUCUGAUUCUCUGGGUAAUUCAAAAGUCUGGUUUCUGAUUCUCUGAGUAACUAAAAACUCUGGGUUUUUAUUUUCUGGGUUAUUAGAAAUGCCUGGGUUCUGAUUUUAUGUGUAAAUUAAAACCCCUGGUUUCAAUUCUAUGUGUAAGUGAAAUAGCCCUUUUCUGGAACAUAAGAGUAAGGUAAAUGAGCUCUUUUUUAACCCUAUUGGUAGUGAGAUCAUAGGCUUCUUGAAACAUAUGGGUUAUUUAGUGUGUAAAUACAGUAUAAAUACUGGAGCUUAAGCUCAGGGUAUUGGGAUCACCUCUGAGAAUUCUGAGGAACCCUGGUGUGAUUUUUGAUUCUGAGCUGAAAUGUGAAAAACAAAUAAAGUUUCCAAGAAUCCUUUCCAUAGUAUGAAUUUCUUCCUUGGUUCCUCUGAUUUUCUGUACACACCUGUCUUGUCUUUCCCCUGAUUGGUUCUCAUAUGUAAGUUCUGUGUUUUCCCUCCUUAGUAGAAUUUGUUUCUGAGUAGUUAUUAUCUGAUGUAUUCUGCAUGCUAGAUUCUUGUUUUGUACCCUUUCUAAGUUUCUGGUGGCUUUUUUUUUAUUAUUUAAUUUAUUAUUAUUAUUAUUUAUUUAUUUUUUUAAAUCUUGUGAACAAACCUAAUGAGCCCAAUGAACCUAAUUAUCUGUAAACCAGCUGUAGUAGCAGCUUUAUAGCACAAGAUGUCGCUAUUUUGCCGCUUAGCCAUAGCUCACUUCCGUCUACUGGUGUGUGGGACUCGGUCCAUCAGGUUUCCUAGGGGUCAGCUAACAAUCUUCACUUGAUAUCAUAAAGUAUAGAAACAUUAAUGCGAGGAGAAACUUUACACAUUCAAAACACUUAGAUUAAUUUAUAAUGCAUUCAUUUGUUUAUUUAGGUAAAAUUUCAUCUAAAGAAAAGGCUACAAGCAAGCAUUAAGAAAAUGAUGCCUAAGAAAGAUAACAAUGCUGAUACUAUGAAGUAAGAUAAACCCACCACAUGAGAUAAAAUAUCUAAAUUUUAUUUAUUUUAUUUUAUUUUGUAGAAUAAAUAUUAAUGCUGCAUAUAAAAAGUAAAUUGAGUCAUGGAAAGAGUGAUGAAAUCACUCUUCAAAAAGAAAAAAUGAGACAGUGGUUGUUGUGGUUUCCUGAUAAUCACACUAUAUAACAGAGAGACACUCAGGCAGUGUGAGUGUGUGUGUGUUGUCACUUUGAGGGACUGGUGUGUGUGCAGAAGAAUCAGUAAUGAUGAAGUGCUUGUAUCUUUUGUCUGUUGUGUUUCACGUCGCUGCAGGCUGUUCUCUCUCUGCUGAUAUUCCGACAGAAAUCACAGGACACAAAGGUGGUUCAGUGCUGUUCCCCUGCUCCUGCUCUGACCUGCACACCAAACCUCAGAAAUUCACCUGGGAGAGCUUCAUAAUAGGACGUGCGACAGAAGUGUUAAAUGAUGAACACUACCGUGGCAGACUUCAGCUGUUUAAUCACAUUUCUCCUGCUAAUCUGUCUCUGUUCAUAUCUGACCUGAGAGAAGAGGAUCAGGGAUCCUACAGGUGCAGGACUGAGAAGGAACACAGAGACAUCAGGCUUUAUGUUAAAGGCUGUGAGCUGGUGAAGACAGGGGUAGAGGACGUGACUGUGUUCACAGGAGAGUCUGUAGUUCUGCCCUGCGUCUGCACUGACCUACAGGACAAACCAAAGUCUGUAAAAUGGCAGUUUUCAGUACCAGCAAAUGGAAUCAAUCACUUUCAGGAAAUUUACCCUGAACAGACUGGACAUCACAGAAACAGAGUCAAACUGGUCAGUAACAACGCUCCAGGAAACCUCUCUCUACUCAUAUCAGACCUGACUGAAGAGGACCAGGGACUCUACAGAUGUUCUGUACAGGCUGAUAGCAGAGAUGUCAGAUUAUCUGUUAAAGUAGGAAGAAGAGAAACUUCAACACACUCGAGGAAAACAGACACAUCACCUCCAUCAGAACCACCUCAGAGUAAAACAACAAACUCUCCACCUGCAUCAUCCUCAACAACACUGGAACAAGAUAAACAGCAAACAACCAGCAGCCUCCCUCUAGGAAGAAGAGAAACUUCAACACACUCGAGGAAAACAGACACAACACCUUCAUCAGAACCGCCUCAGAGUAAAACAACAAACUCUCCACCUCCAUCAUCCUCAACAACACUGGAACAAGAUAAACAGCAAACACACAGCAGCCUCCCUCUAGGUGCUAAAACUUUUCAUCAGCAAUGAAAAUUUCGGCGUUCUGGCGGUUUUACUGUUGGUGAUACCUGGAGUAGUGGCAUUUAUUUGUUGGAGACGCAAAGGAGGAAGAUGUGGAGAGAACGUGAUCACUGAAGGACGUCCGGACUGUAAGAGAAAGCAGAAGGAUCAGAGUGAACCUGAUGUUACUUACUCUACUGUAACCCACGUGAACACAGCCGGAGCAGCACGGGUCCAGAUCAACGCUGGAGACAAAACUGAAUAUGCCAGCAUUCUAACAAACUAAUCCACAGUAAAUAUCUAGAAUAAUACUGAAUACAUGCAGUAUAUUAAAUACACACCAUAGUAAGCACAGGAUUCACAGUAUUGGCUUUGUUUAUUUUACUGUGACUUUUUUAUUUUGACCAUUAAUAGCAGAUUUAAUCAUAUUUGUGUGCUGAUGGAUAAUCCUGCAAAUUAUAUUUUGAGUGUGUGUCAUUUAUUAUCAUUUAUUAUUUUGUAUCAUUUGUUUUUUUAUUUACAUUUGUGGCAUUUGGCAGAUGCCCUUAUCCAGAGCGACGUCCAUUUAUCUCAUUUAUACAGCUGAGCAAUUGAGGGUUAAGGGCCUCGCCCAAGAGCCCAACAAUGGUAGCUUGGCAGUGCUGGGGCUUGAACUCCUGACCUUCUGAUCAGUAAUCCAGAGACUUUAACCACUGAGACACCACUUAUAUGUUCUAGAAAUCUUUUGUCAUCACCCUGUUUUGCGUAAGAUGACCGCUAGAAGUUCUUUUGUGACUGUCGUGAGAAAGUCUCUCUGGACUGAAUUUGUGUUUCUAAACUGGUUGUGGUGAAAUUGUUGUGAAAACGGUCCUUAUAGCAUGUUAAAGGGUGCAUGAUAGUGUGCUUGUUGAGUGUGGAGUAUCUCACAGUAUUCUCUGUGCAUUGCACAACUUUCAUUAACUUUGAGAAAGAGGAAGUAGCCAUUUUCCCAUCAGUCCCCACUGCCCUGCCCUGGUCUUGCGAUACCUGUGACAUGCUGAGUGUUUCACAGUGGCUCUGAAGUACCAUGAGAACGCUAGUUAUGCAUCAGUGGUUUUAUGAACUGCUAAUACCUUUCAGAGGCAUGUGUAUGACCUUGCAACAAAGUCAUAAAGUGACAUGAUUGUAAUUUAGCGUCCUGCAGAAUCUUGUAAAGAGGGCCCUUAAAGGACUCUAGCACAUGUGAGGAGGGGAAUUGCUGUUACACCUGCUGUCAGUCCUUAAUAAUGUCUGUCCCUUGUCAGAGUGGCAGUGAACCAGCCUCAUGCUGAUGAAUUGUGCAGCUUGUUCCAAUGUGAGACCAAGUCCUGGAAAUGGACAUCGCGCAUAAACCACUAACAUGAACCGCUGCCAUGAACCAAUCCUGUGGUUGCACGGCAUAGAUUACAUCUGACACCCUUAGCAUUCAGUGUUUUAGUAUGUGCAGAUCUCACUUUGCCUGGAACAUAACAUCCUCUUUUCCAUAAAGAGAAGAAGAGACUAUGGCUUAUAUACAGCAUGGUGCAAUAAUUAAUUUAUUAAUUCGUCUUCAGUAACUGUUUUAUCCUGGUCAGUGUCGUCAUGGAUCCGGACUCUGUCCCAGCAACACUGGGCACCUGGUGGGAGAAUUCAGAUGGGAUGUCAGUCUAUCUCAGGGCACCAUUCACACACACUCACAUCUGGGGGCAAUCUAACAUAGUAAACCUGCAUGUUUUUGGACAGUGGGAGGAAACCGCACACACAACCACAAGGAGGACGUGCAAACAUAUGCACAGACAUUAACAUGAUUUCAUUUUCACCUUUUAACGAUCUAUAAGGAUCUUGUUGAUUGCACAGUCAUGUCUACACUCUUUUAUUUUGUGUUCAUGUCAUAUUCUAAGUCUUCCAGGCAUCUCACCAGGUCUAAACAUUUUUUUAUGUUUUCUUUACAUUAAGUUUCUCGCUCUUCUUGGUUUUGCUUGUGCACACACUUCUUAAAUAAU
Ictalurus furcatus (blue catfish) is the source of this 4234-nucleotide messenger RNA. Its product is annotated as polymeric immunoglobulin receptor-like. NCBI's taxonomy places the organism in Eukaryota, Metazoa, Chordata, Actinopteri, Siluriformes, Ictaluridae. Gene Ontology annotation, cellular component: external side of plasma membrane. The record is from RefSeq and is a predicted model, not a curated record. The transcript has 7 exons. The coding region runs from base 1284 to 2285 and encodes 333 amino acids. Gene Ontology annotation, biological process: T cell costimulation; cell surface receptor signaling pathway; negative regulation of T cell proliferation.